AUGGCAGAGGAACGGGGAGUUGACAUCCCCGUUAACUCUGAAGCGAACCUGCAGACAGACACUGACAUGUGUGCCGCCAGGCUAGGGGGGCAGCCCUCUACAGAGGUGCGAGAGCCUGCGUGGCCAGUUGAGCCUCUUCCAUACGUCUGCAUGCUCUCCGGUGAUGGCAUGGAGUUUAUUAUUCCUGAGGCUGCUGCGCGACAAAGCAAAAUGAUUUCUUCUUUGCUUGACGCUAUCUAUUCCCUUCCAAAUCGUGGAGGAUUUGGUGAGUCGCUGCAGAAGAAAUCGACUCCCGGGGUUCUUGCCGUUAAUAACGUCAACAUGAUGCCGAUGAUUCCACUCGAGCCUUUGUCCAGCCGCACCCUUGAACUUGUCUGUCGAUACUUGCUGCAGCGCAGCACGGGGGAUCCCAACUCCACAGAAGAGUUCUCCCUCCUUGGGGAGCUUGACCCAAUGUCGGAUGAGGACCAGGAUAUUGUCUCAGAGUUACUGCUUGCAGCCGACUUUAUUGACUGCUAG
This is a messenger RNA of Trypanosoma rangeli, 519 nucleotides long. RefSeq lists its product as uncharacterized. The record is from RefSeq and is a predicted model, not a curated record. The transcript has a single exon. NCBI's taxonomy places the organism in Eukaryota, Euglenozoa, Kinetoplastea, Trypanosomatida, Trypanosomatidae. Gene Ontology annotation, biological process: ubiquitin-dependent protein catabolic process. Bases 1 to 519 code for a protein of 172 amino acids.